Molecule: messenger RNA, 997 nt
Organism: Blastomyces dermatitidis ER-3
Lineage: Eukaryota; Fungi; Ascomycota; Eurotiomycetes; Onygenales; Ajellomycetaceae
Product: haloacid dehalogenase, type II
Exons: 2
Coding region: 1-840 (279 amino acids)
Source: RefSeq, a predicted model, not a curated record
AUGGCGCCCAAUCGCUCCUUAACCUCAUUUUCGGUCCUUUCUUUCGACAUUUAUGGGACGUUAAUUGAUUGGGAGAAGGGAAUUAUCCAGGCCCUUCAACCACUUGUUGCCCGUCUCCCAGACUCACAUCCUCUAAAGUCAGACCAUGUUGCUCUUGGUUGUGCGUUAAAUAAACAUGAACGUAUCUUCCAAUUGGCGAACCCAAAACAGUCUUACGAUUUGAUCCUCAAAGCUUCGUAUGAAGCCCUCGCAAAAGAGUUACAAGUUCUCCCAACCGCCACGAAUACGGAAGACGCAUCUUCGCUUCUAGACAAAGAAGGCACAGCAUUUGGAGCUAGAAUUGGAACCUGGCCCGCAUUCCCGGACACCGUUGAUGCGAUGCGAAAAUUAAAGAAGCACUACAAGCUUGUGCCCUUAUCGAAUGUGGACCGCGCCUCUUUCCGGAACACGCUCCGCGGUCCGUUAAACGGACUUCAUGAAGGCUUAAAGGAGGCAGAACCCUUUUUUGAUGCCGUCUAUACCGCGCAGGACAUUGGCUCCUAUAAGCCGGACCACCGAAACUUUGAAUACCUGUUGUCGCGGUUGAAAUCAGAUUUUGGAGCGGAGAAGGAGAAUAUCUUGCAUGUUGCGCAAAGCUUGUUCCACGACCAUGAGCCGGCGAAAAAAUUUGGCAUGCACAGCGCAUGGAUUGCUAGAGGGGAAGGAGCAGAUGGAAUGGGUGGGAAUGUUGCGGAAUAUAUUGGAGCUGAGAAUCAGAAAGUUGCGUUUGGAUGGCGAUUCAAUACCCUAGGUGAGCUGGCAGAGGCCAUUGAAAAGGAAGAGGCAGAAAAGGGGGUUUAGGAACCAGCAAUCAAGAUCUUCUCAUUGAAGGUUGUAUGAAAUAAUUGUUGGCCCUUACGGCCGUUGCGGUUAGCGAUCCCACUAGAUCACAUGACCCACCACUAUAUUAUGUUCUUGUAGAUAGAUCUAUCAAUACAAUCUUAAACUAUUCUACAGA